ACGUUAAAUUAGAUUUAGACUAAACCCUCUCUAAGUCUCUGUUCUUUGUUCUCUUUUCUCCAUUCUCCCUCUCGACUCUCGAAAAUGGAGGUGGUUAUGGCAUCAUCUUCUACAGACGGCGGCGUAGGUUGCUGGGACCUACAAACAGGCGUCGAGCAACUCCGCUACAAAUCGUGCUUGUCUCCCCCACACGGUCUUGUUUCCGUCGGCGGCCGCUUCUUCGCCUCCGCUCAGCUCCGCCAAUUCUCCACUUUCGGCUCCAUUCUCUACUGGUCUUGGCAUAAGCCUCAGCCUGAAGUUAAGAGUUUUCCGGCCGAGCCGAUAAAACCUUUGGUGUCGAAUCGUGAGGGAACUUACCUCAUUGGAGGUGGCGCUUCUGGCGAUGUUAUUGUUUGGGAGGUUUUCACUGGUAGAUUACUCAAGAAGUGGCAUGCGCAUUAUGGGGCAGUCACUUGUUUGGCAUUGUCAGAUGAUGAAUCGCUGCUUAUUUCUGGCGCAGAAGAUGGAGGUGUUAGAGUUUGGUCGCUCUUCAUGAUGUUUGAUGAUGCCAGAAGAAAGGAAGCUAGGCAUGAUUACGUGCAUAGUUUCAGGGAUCAUACUUUACGUGUUACAGAUGUUAAAUCGGGUCAUGGAGGAUCUAAUGCUAUCAUUAUUUCUGCUUCAGAGGAUCAAACCUGUAAGGUAUGGAGCCUGGCAACAGGAAGAUUAUUGCGGAACAUUGUAUUCUCAUCUGUUAUCGAUGCGAUUGCAAUUGAUGUGGGCGAAUAUGCUUUUUAUGCUGGUGGAAGAGAUGGCAAGAUAUACAUUGCUGAGCUCAAUGCUUUGACUAGGUGUAGCACUGACUAUGGGAAGCAUAUUCUCGGCUUUCUAACUGAUUCAAGUAGGGCUGUUACCUCUCUAGCAUUCUGUGCUGAUGGAAUCUCCUUGGUUUCUGGAUCAGAGGAUGGCAAGAUUCGCAUAUGGGAUACUAGAACUCGUAAUAUUGUUCGCAUGUUCAGACAUGCUAAAGGUCCAGUGACCAACAUUCUGGUGACUAGGCUCUCAGAGAGCGUAUUGAAGUCCCAAGCUACGGUUGGAAGGAGGACCUUAUUUAUGCCUCCCUCACUUGAAAAAUAUGCAAAUUCAAGUGAGGAACUUGUGGGGAUAAAGGCUUUUCUUGGUAGUGACAACUCUUCUAAUCCAGUUGGUGUUUCUUACCUCACUGAACAGGUGUUAAAUAAGCAAAUCCAGGAAAUUCAGGAACAAGGCUCGGCUACUGCAGCAGAAAUGGAAGUUGAGCGACUAAAGCAGGAAAACAAGAGGGCAAUGCAGAUGGUCCAGCAAUGGAAGAACAUGUAUGACAAUUUGCAUCAGUUUUGUGUAAAUGAGCUUGUGGAUGACAGUCAAGCUAAGCUUAGUAAUAUCAGAUCCAGUUGAGAUGUUGCAAAAUCAUGUGAAGGUAGUCCAGCAAUGGAAGAAAUCUGGUGCUAAUUUGCAUCAGUGUUGUGUGAAUGAGCUUGUGGACUAACACUCAGAGCAAAACAUAGUACUAGAAAAUCCGGUUUAGAUAUUGCCAGUAUGUUUAUUUCAGCAGGUUCCAAGUUUUGUAGGCUAUGUUGAUCUCCGCAGUAUGCAUUUGUAGCUUUUGAGGUAUAUUAAAAUUUUGCUAACAGAUCAAAUUUAGUUUAUGUUAAUGUGGACUUUUUUUUAA
This is a messenger RNA of Beta vulgaris subsp. vulgaris (sugar beet), 1690 nucleotides long. Its product is annotated as protein ROOT INITIATION DEFECTIVE 3. Lineage: Eukaryota; Viridiplantae; Streptophyta; Magnoliopsida; Caryophyllales; Amaranthaceae. Gene Ontology annotation, cellular component: nuclear pre-replicative complex. Gene Ontology annotation, biological process: rRNA processing; DNA-templated DNA replication. Gene Ontology annotation, molecular function: protein binding. The transcript has 8 exons. The record is from RefSeq and is a predicted model, not a curated record. The coding region runs from base 85 to 1416 and encodes 443 amino acids.